Molecule: messenger RNA, 2026 nt
Organism: Erythranthe guttata (spotted monkey flower)
Lineage: Eukaryota; Viridiplantae; Streptophyta; Magnoliopsida; Lamiales; Phrymaceae
Product: Homeodomain-like superfamily protein
Molecular function (GO): DNA binding
Source: RefSeq, a predicted model, not a curated record
CACACCCAAUAAUAAUUCUCUCUCUCUCUCUCUCUCUAUAUAUAUAUAUCUGUACAUCGGCUUUUUUUUAAUAGCAAUCGAUAAAAGAUUCGGCCCUUCCUUCUUUCUCUGUCUAGAAUUCCUUGAAUUCUCCGCCAAGUUUGGUUUGGGGGUUAAUUGUUCAUGGGUCAAUAGAAGGGCGAAGAAGGUAACCCGGAAGAAUUACACCAGACGAAUCAUGGCAGAAGAUUCAUGCGAGAUGCAUUCCGAAGAUGACAAAGCGCUUCUCGAAAAGAACAAGAAAAGGAUUGUCAAGACACGUGAGCAGGUCGAGGCACUCGAGAAAUUUUACAACGAACAUAAAUAUCCAGCAGAAUCGAUGAAAAUACAGAUGGCAGAGUCAAUAGGUUUGACCGAGAAGCAAGUCUCCGGUUGGUUCUGCCACAGGAGAUUGAAGGACAAGAAAAUAAUAAAAAAUGGGGAAAACUUAACCACCGGUGGUCGAUCGAGCGGAGUAGUACAAGAUCGGACAAGUGGGCACAGGCAAGAUUCCUGUGGCAGCACAAAACAGGGAGAAGACAACAGGAAUUUCGAGACAAGGGAAGUUGAGAGCGGAAGGCAUGUUCCGAAGGAAUAUUCCGCAGUGGACCCCACGUACGAGCGUGGCAGCCACUUUGGCGGGACCCACAACAAUAACCGUACGGAAGAUGCUUCUUCCGGAAGCAGCUCCUCUCUGCGUAAUAUGUCCGGCCACCAAAAUGGGAGCCCCUUUUUCGAUGCUACUGCAGCAAUUUCGAGGUACCCCGUACCGAAAUUCACACAGCCGGAGGUGAAGAGCGUGCCAGCUAGGCGGGGCCCUUCUGGUUACUUGAAACUGAAGGGUCAAGUUGAGAAUGCUUCGAUAACUGCUGUGAAAAGACAGCUGGGGAAGCAUUAUAGGGAGGAUGGUCCUCCACUUGGUGUUGACUUUGACCCUCUUCCUCCUGGUGCGUUUGAGUCGUCGGUGCAGGAUGCAACUGAAGAAACUUACGACAGUGGUGAAGAUGCUCUCCCAGCCUCGCCUGAUGUUUCGAAAAUUCGCCAGAGUUCCAAGUUUGGCAAGGGAUGUGAAUACAAGCGCAUGGCGUCUAAUAACUCCGAAAUCGAUGGAUCGAGUUUCAAAGCGAGGCGCAAGUGUGAUAUUCCAAAUGGCUACAUUCCCGAAAAAUUUAGGGUAAAGAAUUCUGUGUCCAAUGGCGGUACUUAUUAUCCGAGUAGAAACUCUUCGGUAGAAUUGCCUGAAAAUAUUGAUAGAGGUAUACCUACUAACCCGCAACCGUACCGUGGGAAAGUGAGAGAGGAACGAGCAGAGUCCUGGUCCCGCAAGUACAAUGAUGUCAGCACAAAGAUUCCAGUCGGAGAAAAUAGUGAAAACGAGUUUUUCAAUAUGAGGAUGAAAGCAAAUCAAUAUCACAAUCCCGAGGACAAAGUGACUUUAUCCAGACAAAUUAUCAAGGAUGGCAAAAUGUACCAUGAUAGGAGGAUGGUAAAUGAAAAUCGAGUAAAUAUCCCUUCCAAGAAUGACUUCAUUGGUCAGAAAAGAAUGAGAGAAGAAUUUCCUCAGCAACAAUACCUGAAAAGAUCACCGAUUGUGGACAACCUACCACCGACAUAUCAAGUCGUAAGGUCUGCAGCAGAGAUGCCGUCUAGUUUUAGUGAAGACGAGGAAAGUGCAGAAACGAGUUCUUCAAUGGAUUAAGGAAAAAUGGUGGUGAGGAAAAAUAAAAAUUAUGAGCUGAAAAUGUGUUUUGAAUGGAAUUUCCGUAGAAUCGGUCUCAGAUUGGUGGAAGUGUUUAAGGUUUCAAAAUUUCUAGACUGGUAAUUAGAAAUAGCUAGUUUAUGUAGAGGAAUAUUGUAAUUAUCGAGGACCGGUGAUUUUUAUCCUGGCCUUAUGUCAAACAAAAACAACCUUGUUGUGUGUGUGUGCGCUAAUUUAUUUUCCUUGUACAGAAGCGGUUUUUAAUUUAAUUCGAGGAAACAAAUAAAUACAUCUGUCGAUUUUUAUGUG